Messenger RNA from Malaya genurostris, 3957 nucleotides. RefSeq names its product papilin. The transcript has 5 exons. Lineage: Eukaryota; Metazoa; Arthropoda; Insecta; Diptera; Culicidae. The coding region runs from base 514 to 2808 and encodes 764 amino acids. The record is from RefSeq and is a predicted model, not a curated record.
GUCCGUACUUCAAUCUGACAGUGAACGUUGUCCGAAACGGUCGCUGUGUUUUCCAGGCGUAGUCGUCGUACCACUCUAAGGAUCUAAAGAGUUUGUGUAUUGUAGCAGUAGCAGAGUAGCAGUAACGUGGGUCCUUCCGGGGGGGAAACAGACACCUCGACCAAGUGUUACGUAAAGAAAGGCGCGAGCCUACUUGUGGAAGGUGACUUGUGACACGGUGCUGCUCUUGGUCGGUUUUUUGAUUGGCCCUCCGAUUCCCACGCUUCCCUGACCAGUGGAACCUUGGUCGAACCGUCCUCUCGUCUUUCGUUUGGGGACGGUUUGUAAGUUUGUGAGAGCAACUAAGUGCGUCGUAUAGUGAGUGUUUUACGGCGUGGAAUAGCAAGCGGGAAAUAAAUUUGAUUGAGUGAUUCUGCCUUCUGCGGUUCAUCGGUGUUUCUGGGAUUGCCUAACUUGCAGGAGGGGGAGGAACCCGGAGAAAACAAAUAAACUCGGUGUAAAACGACCAGCACGAUGUUCUUCGAGACGAAGAAUUUGCUGGCACUCUGCGGACUUUUACUGCUGACCGGAACGGAACAUCGCGUCGAGGCAAGAGCGGUGAACAUCAGCAACACCUGGACGCUACCGCAGGAUGGAUUCACCGUUUUCUAUCGCUACUUCCGGGACAAAAUAUCCUGGUUCGAGGCGGACGCCGUGUGCCAGUUCCAUCACGCUAAUCUCGUCACAGUGGAAAACGGAGUGCAGUUCGACGCGGCCCGGGCCUUUCUCAAGGAGCUCGACGUCAUCAAUCCGGUGUGGAUUGGACUGAUGCGACCGGAGAACUCGGCACGUUUCACCUGGACAAACGCCAAAUCGCUAGACCCCACGAACGGGUACUGGGCCGAAGCACUGCCAGCAAUGGAAACCCCGCUGUGUGCCGUUGUCGAUCCGGCUCGAGAUUUUCGUUGGCAUGCUCUUCGCUGCGGUGGCCCCGAGACAGCUGCUUUUCUGUGUGAGCUUCCCGUUCCGAAUUGGGCUUCGGAUUGCACCGUCACCUCGAUGCCGUCAUUAACCGUGCAGUACAUGUCGGACAGCGGUGCUGUUCAGCUGUCCCGCGACUGUGGUGAGCAAGGAACCAGACACAUGUCCUGCCAGGGUAAGCUCGACCGAGAUUCGAUAGCGCAACAGCUGCAGUGUGACGAACGAGAGGACAGUUUAGUCGCAGCAGCAUCGGACAUGAUCCCGGCGGAAAACAAUCAACUGGCUGCGGUGGUAGUUGAUGUAGCUGCAGCCCAACCGAUCGAUGUAGUCUCCCGAAACAACCAACAACCGCCGGAGAUUCUGGAGCAUGAUAUAUUAACGGUGGUUUCCAACAACGAGGAGGACAACAAUAUUGACGUUAACCCGAAUCAGAUCGAAGAUACGGUGAAAAAUGUGAUCAAUAAGUUUAAUUUGGUGGAUUUACAGCAGGACGAAUCGUUGCACAGUAGUGAAUUAGGAGAGCGGUUUGAUGGUGAUCCGGAAAAGGAUGGUAAGAAAGUUGGAGGUAAAAAAUACUCACCGUUGUUUGAGAAAAAGGGUAAAUUCGGUAAGAAAGGCGAUAAGAAGCAGGAUGAAGAAGAAGAGGAAGAGGAAAUGAUGAUGGGAGAUCAACCGGAUGAAACGGAGACGCAACCAAUUGAUAUUGUGCAGCAAGCGGUAAAACCGACUGAAAUUGACUCGGGUGAGGGUCCGAUCGUGGGUUUGAUUGGAAGCUCAACGGAAACCGUAGUAGCAUCAUCGUCUAGCGAGACUACACCGAUCGAAAGUACUACAACGGAUUCAAGACUACGAAGGGCGACCGAUGGGGAAACCUAUUCCGAUAGCACUCUGACUUCGGUGGUCGAAGUAACGACAACGGAAGCCACAAUUACAACCAUGCAACCAACCACGAGUAGUACGACGGCAAACCACAUUCUUCCAACAACUCCAAAGAGAGAACUGGCUGCCAUCGGAGAUCACUUUAUCCCUCCGAUGCUGAUGGUCAAGGCUCACUUUUCUCCCACGAGAGCUCACGUAGAUACGACAACCACUGAACUGGUGACGGAAACGACUUCGACAACGGAAAUUAUUCCGACAACGUCUCAAGCCACGGGGGAUUUGGUGGCGACCACCGGUAGUCAACCGGAAAUCUCCUCCACAGAGACAUCACCCGUCAGCACGGAAGUUGACACUACAACCGGUCAUCAGGUGGUUGAGAUUACAUUUGAAGACAAAGAACUAAAUACAAAAUUUGGCACACUGAGCAUAACAACCCGCCCGGCCAUCGUUGACGACACCAAAUCUACGAUGAUCCCAAACUCAGAACCAACAACGGAAGCCAAUAUCAAACCAACCAACAACGAGACAUCCACUACGGAAAAUCAUCUCUCUUCCAGUACAAAACAGUUCAUCAGCUCAACUGUAGCUGUCAAUCGACCAACGACAACAACCGAAACUUCCACAACUACGACAUCCACGACUACCGAACUUCCCUUGACAACGCGAUCAGCCUCCACAACCACCACUAAAGCCACCGACACCACCACCACCACUACCACUACAACUACAACCACUGCUGCUCCACAGCAGGUUCACAUUCACGAUGACGACCUGCAUGACGAUGAUGCAGAGGAAAGUGAAGAUCACGAAUCGUUCGCGGAGGACAGAGAACAACAGCACGAGGAACUGCACAACAGCUUUUCCAACAUUGAAAACUACCAACCAUACAAACCGAACCGACGCCGGACUCUGACCAAACCCGAGGUGCAUAACAAUCAUGGUAACUAUAUUAAAAAGAUUCUCGGUUGAGAGCGGCGGCGGCGGUACGAUUCGAAACCUUGUUCGACGCGCAUCUUGCCACCAGUGUAGUAGCGAGCAGUUUGGUUCGAGUUUUGGCCGGUUUUUGUUGUCCCCUUAGCAAACAGCGGUCAUUUUGUCUUCGAGCUUGAGAAGCUGCAACCGUACUAAAUAUUUUACAAAUGGUAGCAAUCUUGCCAAUUCUCGAUCCCCAACUCAAUCCGCGAACAGUUGCACUUUUGAUAGUAAAGCAGUUGGUAGCAGUUUUCAAUACUCAGAAAAUCAAAGCAUGAUGUUUCCUUCCUCUGCAAACUAGUACAGUUCAAUCUAUGAUAAACUUUGGAUCCGAUCCGUUGUUCGGUCGUCGAUACUUUCUUUCUUUUCAUGUUCAUAUUAACAUGUUAACGUUUUAGCGAUAGACAACAAAAAAAAAGAAAAAGGACACGCAUUUUCCAAUCUUUUCCUCUGAACUAAAAACUAUGUAUUAUUGUAGAGUAAAAUCGUAGAACCACCCGGUAGGAAUCCUUUUCCGCGUUGAUUGGCUUGUGCAAAAUGCUAACCCAUUCGAACAUAGAGAAACUGCAUGUUCGAUCUCUCCUCUCCCGGUCAGUUGAGUUCACUAGCUUUCCUGGUUCGAAGAACGAGUUCUGUUUCGCGAAGACGUUUAAAUAUCCCUGUGAUCUUAUUUGCCAAAUUAUCCAUCGAGAGCACAAAAAAUAUCUAAGAGAAACAAGCUUUCCGUAUGUAUAGCUAUAGAGUAGUUCCAAAUAGUUCUGAUUUAUCUAAACUACAUUUCACGGGAAUAAAUAGUUUUAACCAAACGCAGAGAUGAUACAGAAUAGCUCUUCUCAAGCAAAUUAAUUGAAUUAGCAACGCAACCGAGGGCAAGCAAAUGACAGAAAAAAAUAUGACAAUUUGACGGUGACGCAGCGUACAGCCCCGAUCUCAGUAAGCGCUGAGAAGUAACAGCACAAGUUUUCGCAACGAUUAGUUGAGCUGCUAACGCAGAAAGAAGAAAAAAAACAGCAUAAAUUGAAGAAAACCCAAACAUAAAAAUUAACUUUUCUCGCACACGCGCAACCCAUUUGCGGCUAGAUGAUAAGAAUUUACUGUUUUAAGAAGAUGGUUUUAAUACAAAUAAGUGAAUUAUGCGCCGCGUGA